This is a messenger RNA of Drosophila bipectinata, 444 nucleotides long. Its product is annotated as sarcocystatin-A-like. Gene Ontology annotation, molecular function: cysteine-type endopeptidase inhibitor activity. NCBI's taxonomy places the organism in Eukaryota, Metazoa, Arthropoda, Insecta, Diptera, Drosophilidae. The record is from RefSeq and is a predicted model, not a curated record.
AUGUUUUUUGCCAAGAUUCUGCUGCUGUGUUCUGCCUGCGUCCUGGUUUUGGGAAAGCCUCAAGGAUUUGGACUCGUUGGAGGUGUCAAACAAUUGGAAGGCCAGGAGCUGAUAGAUGCCCAAAAGGAGUUGAACAGCUCUCUGGUUAAACUUGACGCCGGAGAUGGACCUCACUACCGCAUCGUGAAGGUUCUGGAUGCUUCCUCCCAGGUGGUUGCUGGCACCGCCUACAAAUUCACCGUGGAGUUGAUCGACGAAAAUGACGUCAAGAAGGAGUGCAAAGUGGAUAUCUGGAAUCGUUCCUGGUUACCAAAUGGCAUCCAGGUUACCUUCAAGUGCCCCAAUGAGCCCGAACUGAUCAAGAAACACAGUGCCUAAAGACCUGAAAAAUGAAAUGUAUAAAAUUUUCAAACUAUUUCAUUAAAAAUCUUCAACGACGAAAAA